Molecule: messenger RNA, 1552 nt
Organism: Ananas comosus (pineapple)
Lineage: Eukaryota; Viridiplantae; Streptophyta; Magnoliopsida; Poales; Bromeliaceae
Product: UPF0481 protein At3g47200-like
Exons: 3
Coding region: 149-1537 (462 amino acids)
Source: RefSeq, a predicted model, not a curated record
UGCAGUAUAUAAUGAUAAACACGACACAAAGCCCAACGCAGUCACUCAUUCCCCAUAUCAGUCUCACUGACACUCGCUUGCCGGCCAGUCGCACUCUCUUGCAGCAGUCGCAGCAGCAACCGGGCCUUUGCCUCUUCCUUGUUUCUUGAUGGGCAUCAUCUCUAGCCUUUUGAGGAAAAAUGUCGACCCUAAUGGGCAGAGUGUCGGACAGAACCAGAUUGAUAUCGAACUAUCUUCUCCGGCGGUUAAUUCAACGACGACGGCUGAAGCUGAACCCAAUAACUCUGAGUCUUCCAGAAACGGGCGAUCUGAGAUCACAAAUGAGGAAACUAACAUAUGCAGGAUUUUCAAAGUUCAGGAUCUAAUUAGCGACGAGAACAUUGUCCAAUCCUUCAAGCCGAAAAUUCUAUCCAUCGGUCCUUAUCACCACGGAUCUUCUUCUUCACAUUUAGAAGUCACGGAGUCGGUGAAGUUGCGUUGUCAACGUAACAUCCUCGGUUCGAUUAGCGAGGACAGCUACGACGGAUGCAGAAUCACGACACGAGCAAAAGACUUUUACAGCGAGAAGUACAUCACAAUGGGAGAAGAGAAUUUUGCGAGGAUGCUCUUGCGCGACGGAUGCUUCAUUCUUGCUGCUCUCGGACUGAUGCGAGGUGAUCUUACCCAGCUCGAAUUCGAAGCGUUGCCUUGGCAUGAUGUAGUGCAUGACCUACUUCUGGUAGAGAAUCAAAUUCCUUUUCUCGUCCUCGAGGAAAUACGUAUGCUAGCUGCACCUAUACCAGGAGAAACAACAGAAUCACUUAAAGAAAAGAUUGCGGCAUCUGUGAAAGUCGAGCUACAACACUACACAAAUGCGAUCGAUAUCCGUGAGAUCCAUUCGAAAGAUUUUCACCAUCUGCUGCACUUGUGCCAUAUGUUCUUUCGACCUAGUCAAAUUGCAGUGGAGCACCAUCGCGCUCGAGCAGUGACGAACCUGCAGUGGCACCGAGCAGUGCAGUACCAUGAAGCGGGAGUCGAAUUCAGAGCGAAGGACCCUUCGACUCCCCAUUCUCUUUUGGACGUAACAUUCAGCAACGGAGUAAUGGAAAUUCCACGACUGUCUAUCGACGGGCAGACAGAAUCUCUCUUCAAAAACCUUAUCAUGUUUGAGCUGGGAUGCCCUCAGGUAGGGAAAUAUAUGAAUGCGUACAUCAUAUUCAUGUCGCAGCUGCUCAGCAAACCCGAUGAUGUUGAAUUACUUGCUCAGAGAGGAAUCAUUGAGAUACUCGGUCGUGCGGACGAGGUUUUACGUAUCUUCGGCAGGCUUAACGAAUUGGCUAUUUUGCCCUGUUGGGACGACUAUUAUUUAAAAUCUACGCUUCGGUCGGUGGGAGCGCACUACAAUCGCCGUUCGAACUGGUGGUUCGCGUGGUUGAAGCACAAGCACUGCAAAAAUCCAUUCUUGGCCUUAGCAGCAUUAGGAGCUUUUAUAGUUCUUCUGUGUACUGUAAUUCAAGCAUUGUUUUCUGUUUUGCAAUAUUUCACACCGACAAAGUAAUCAUCUUCGUGGAUA